AUGAAUACGACCUUCGCGCCUCCCUACCAGGCAAAUGGCCCAAUUGAGCCUAUUACCUGCGUGGAAAUGCAUACAGCAGGAGAACCAACUCGAAUUCUUCGGUCCGGCUUCCCAGAACUUACAGGCACAUUGCUUGAGCAACGCGAUCAAGCAAAAGCAAACUCGGAUCACUUCCGUCGCCUGCUCAUGCUCGAACCAAGAGGACAUUAUGAUAUGUACGGCGCGAUUCUACGACCUGAAACCGAACUAGUUCAUGCAGGUGAUGCCGAUAUCGGUGUUUUGUUCAUGCAUAACGAAGGCUUCUCAACUAUGUGCGGACAUGCAACAAUUGCAUUGGGUCGAUUCCUGGUUGAUUCCGAUGAGAGUGUUUUUCCCCGUCGGGGGCAGUUGAAGUAUGACGCAGAAUCAGGUGCUACGCAGCUUAAUCUCCAUGUUCCGUGUGGUUUGGUUAAGGUGACUGUUCCUACUUUGUCGACGGGGAAGUCGGAUCCCGCAAGGCCUGUGUCGUUUAUUUCGGUUCCUUCGUUUGCGACUGCUAUUUCUUUGGAGGUGCCGGUGCCUGAGCCUUAUCGGUGGCCUGAACUUCAGGAGAGAUGCUCGGUCACGGCGGACUUCUCGUAUGGUGGUGCAUACUAUUGUUUGAUUAGUGCUGAGGAGCUGGGCUUCACUGGGGGUCUUGCGGAGUUUGAUCUUCAGAAGAUGGAUCGUGCUACGGGACUGCUGAAGAAAGCAAUUACGACCAAUCCGGACUUGAAAUAUCUGACAAGAAAUACAAUUACGGGUGAGCAGGGAUUCUUGUAUAGUGUCAUGAUCACGGAUAAGGGGUUGGGUCAUGUUGCUGCAUCUGAGGGCACGGCUGGCUUCCGAGCUCAGCAGGGUGUGGAUACGGAAGAAACAGGUCUUUGCUUCUUUGCGAAUCAGCAGAUUGAUCGUUCUCCUACUGGAGGGUGUGUUGCUGCUCGAGUGGCUUUAGCUCAUGCUAAGGGUGAAUUGUCGACCGGUGAGAAGCGAUUGUACAAUUCGUUAGUGACUCGAUCGCGCAAGGCUCUGGCAGGAUUUGGUGGGUCGGUUUUUGAAAUCGCUCAACGAUCAGUGGAUGUGAAAGUUGAAGGAUAUGCUUAUUAUACCGGAUAUCACACAUUCGUGGUUGAGAAUGAAGACGGACUCGGAGUGAAUGGAUUUUCAAUGAAGGAUCUUGUUGUAUAG
Molecule: messenger RNA, 1206 nt
Organism: Penicillium angulare
Lineage: Eukaryota; Fungi; Ascomycota; Eurotiomycetes; Eurotiales; Aspergillaceae
Product: Proline racemase
Exons: 1
Coding region: 1-1206 (401 amino acids)
Molecular function (GO): hydro-lyase activity
Source: RefSeq, a predicted model, not a curated record